Molecule: messenger RNA, 459 nt
Organism: Naegleria lovaniensis
Lineage: Eukaryota; Heterolobosea; Eutetramitea; Acrasida; Naegleriidae
Exons: 2
Coding region: 1-459 (152 amino acids)
Biological process (GO): glycine decarboxylation via glycine cleavage system; protein lipoylation
Cellular component (GO): glycine cleavage complex; mitochondrion; cytoplasm
Source: RefSeq, a predicted model, not a curated record
AUGUUCUCUGCAAUCACCAAAUCAUCAACUAGCAGACUCCUUCUCAGAACAUCGUGCUUGAAUUUUGUUCAAAGAAGAGGAUACGCCACCGUUAAAUACACAAAGGACCACGAAUACGUGAGAUUUGAAAGCGGAAAGAGCGUUGUUGUUGGUAUUUCAGAUGAGGCUCAAAAGAAACUUGGAGAAAUUGUUCAUGUUGAAUUGUCCGUAAAGCCUGGUGAUGUCAUCAAGGCCAGCAGUGUGAUUGGAGAAGUUGAAAGUGUUAAAUCAGUGAGCGAAGUUUAUUCUCCUGUUUCGGGCAAAGUUGUUGAAGUCAACAGCGUUGUUUCAGAUAAUCCAGGAAUUGUUAACGAAAGCGCUGAACAAGAUGGAUGGAUGAUUAAGAUGGAAUUUGAAAAGGAGGCAGAAGGUUUAAUGAACAAGACUGAUUAUCAAAAGUAUUGCGAAGAGCAAGAAUAA